Molecule: messenger RNA, 2379 nt
Organism: Capsaspora owczarzaki ATCC 30864
Lineage: Eukaryota; Filasterea; Ministeriida; Capsasporidae
Exons: 13
Coding region: 1-2274 (757 amino acids)
Biological process (GO): nucleocytoplasmic transport; activation of GTPase activity; protein phosphorylation
Cellular component (GO): nucleus; perinuclear region of cytoplasm; cytosol
Molecular function (GO): ATP binding; GTPase activator activity; small GTPase binding
Source: RefSeq, a predicted model, not a curated record
AUGGCUUCAGCAUGGACACCGCGGCAGCGUGAGCUGUUUGAAAAGGCCAAGUCCUCCAGUCGGGUCAUUUUCAGACGCUCAGGAAUCACACAUGACGAUGCUUUGGUCAUUGCCGAGGGUCUCAAGGCGAAUGGCAAUUUGCAAUAUCUCGAGUUGUCUGACAACCAGAUUGGCGACGCAGGAGCACAAGCGAUCGGAUCUGCGCUUCGGAACAAGUCGACCUUGAUUGCACUCAGCUUGAACGAGAACAAGAUUAGUGACAUUGGAGCUUUUGCCGUCGCUGAAGGCUUGCAGGCGUCGACUGCGCUGACUCAGCUCGGGAUGUCAGUCAAUCAAAUUGGCGACGCAGGAGCACGGGCGAUCGGAUCUGUGCUUCGAAACAAGGCCAACCUGGCUCGCCUCUAUUUGAGCCAAAACAAGAUCGGUGACGCUGGAGCUCGUGCCAUCGCUGAAGGCCUGCAGACGUCGACUGCACUGACUGACUUGAGGAUGUUUGAAAAUCAAAUUGGCGAUGAUGGAGCCCAGGCGAUCGGAGCUGCGCUUCGAACCAAGGCCAACCUGUCUCUUCUCUAUUUGAGCCAAAACAAGAUCGGUGACGCUGGAGCUCGUGCCAUCGCUGAAGGCCUGAAGACAUUGACUGUGCUGACUGAUUUCAGGAUGUUUGAGAAUCAAAUUGGCGAUGCUGGAGCACAGGCGAUCGGAGCUGCGCUUCGGAACAAGACCAACCUGUCUAGUCUUUACUUGAGCGAGAACAAGAUUGGUGACAUUGGAGCUUGUGCCAUCGCUGAAGGCGUGCAGGCGGCAUCUGCGCUGACUGAGCUCGGGAUGUCAACCAAUCAAAUCGGUGAUGCUGGAGCACAGGCGAUCGGAGCUGCGCUUCGAAACAAGGCCAACCUGUCGAAACUGAACUUGUGGGACAACCAGAUUUCCUCAAGCGCCGUUCAGCUUUUAUCCAAAAGCGUUCCCGCAAAAUGCGAGUUCUCGGCCGGAAAUCAGCGCACUCGCCCUCAAAAUGCAACCAGUCCUCCUGCCAUUCCACCGAAACCUGCCCACUUAGACCAUACUCCCAACUCGCCUCUCGCUGCGUCUGAUGCGACGUCGCAGCAAGUUCGUGAACUCCAGGCGCGUAUUGCUCAGCUGGAGCUAGCUCAGCAAACCACAACCGCGGCACCCAUCCUCUCCACCAUUCCGCGAGUGUCGUUGCAAGUUCUGUCGCAAGCCACAACGCAGUUUUCAGAGUCCAAGCGCAUCGGUGGCGGUGGAUUUGGCAGCGUCUACUCUGGUGUGUGGAGCGGUCAGCGAGUUGCUGUCAAACGGUUGGCAGCGGAUUCAACUCAAGGCGUGGCUCAGUUCGAGUCAGAGCUCGAAGCCCUCUCGCGUUUCCGUCACCCGAACAUCGUCACCAUCAUGUGCUAUGCCCAGGAAGGCAACGAGCGCUGCUUGGUGUACGAGCUGAUGCCAAACGGAUCUGUUCGUGAUCGUCUUGAUCGCAAGGGUGGCACGCCUGCAUUGAGUUGGCAGCAGCGCCGAACCAUUGCGACCGAUAUUGCAAACGCCAUGCACUUUGUGCAGACUGCCAUUCCGCGUCAGCCGCUGUUCCACCUGGAUCUCAAGACGGACAAUGUACUUUUGGCCGCUGACUUUCAUGCCAAGGUCGCCGACUUUGGUCUGACGCGCUCUGCCCCAGCUCAAGUCGAUGACCACAGCUACAUUCGUACGCAAACGGUUCAAGGCACCCUUCAGUACAUUUGCCCUCAGUAUCGUGACGAAGGCAAGGUUUCCAUCAAGACAGAUGUGUACUCGUACGGCAUGAUUUUGCUUGAGCUCGUUACUGGACAUCAGCCCAGCAUCGACUUGAUGGGUACUGUUCGACGCGAGCUGAAAAAGAGCCGUAAAAUCGAUGCGGUGCUUGACAAGGCGAUUGACUGGAGCCCUCAAGACAAAGAAUCGGCUCAAGCCACGGCGGCGGAUCUUGCGUCUGAUUGUCUCGAACCCACGCGAGUGGAUCGACCGUCGUUCGGCGAGAUUUUGAGGCGAUUGUCUGGCGAAGAAGUUGCAGGAGCAAACGAGGAAGAGACUAUCGAGGGCAGCGAUCGCGAGUGCUUGGUCUGUUACAACGCCCCGACGAAUGCCAAGCUGAUGCCUUGUCACCACGCAUGUGUCUGCGUUGCGUGUGCUCAAAUGAUGAUCCAACGUCGAGACAAGUGCAUGAUCUGUCGAGUCCUUCCGACUUCGUUCCAACAGGGCACUUACACCAAGACUUUUGUUCAGUGAGCUGCGCUGUUGUUUGAUGUUUGAUGUUUGAUGGUAUGUUGUGUUGCAUGUCUAAUCACGUGCUGAUGCCAUUGCCCCGUUCUCUAUAAAAUUCAUGUAGCUGAC